Messenger RNA from Rotaria sordida, 729 nucleotides. The record is from the annotation of a GenBank genome assembly. NCBI's taxonomy places the organism in Eukaryota, Metazoa, Rotifera, Eurotatoria, Philodinida, Philodinidae.
AUGGUUCAUCUUUCAUGUAGUAUCCGCUGUACACGUAUAAUCUUGUUCAUAUUAAAUAUUUUAUUUUUGAUUUUUGGUUUUACAUUAUUGGGUUUUGGUAUUUAUGUUCAAGUAAGCAAAAAAUUUGAUAUUGCAUUAUCGGAACAUAUUAAUACAAAAAUUAUUGGAGGAAGUGCUUUAAAAUGGGUAGGUAUAAUUAUGAUUAUUGUUGCUGUUUUUACUAUAUUAUUAUCUGCUUUCGGUUGUUUGGGUGCUGUAUUUAAGAAUCGAGUAUUUUUAUAUUUAUAUGCAGCAAUUCUUAGUCUUCUUAUUAUCACUGAAUUAGCAACAUUUAUUAUCACAUUGACUUAUCGUGUUCGUAUUCGUGAUAGUUAUUAUUCGGGUUUUCGAGAAUUAUUUAUUGAAAUUUAUAGUAAUAAUCAUACAGAUCUUAAAUAUGUUAUAGAAGAUAUAGAACGUGAAUUUAAAUGUUGUGGUAUUGACAAUGUUACAGAUUAUUAUAAACAUAAUUAUACAGUUCCUGUUGCUUGUUAUCAAGAUCAAGAUUUUGAUAAAUCUAUUUUUGAUCAAGGUUGUGCUAAUGUUGUCAUUCAAUGGUUAUGGAAGCAAUUUCCAAUCAUUGGAAGUGUAUUAGGUAGUAUUUUAUUGAUUGAAAUAUUUGGUAUUAUUUCAUCUAUUGCACUUAGUACUGCUAUUUCUCAUUCAUCAUAUAGUGAAAUAUAUAAAUGA